Arabidopsis lyrata subsp. lyrata is the source of this 2306-nucleotide messenger RNA. RefSeq names its product inactive FRIGIDA-like protein 2. The annotation marks the transcript as partial. Lineage: Eukaryota; Viridiplantae; Streptophyta; Magnoliopsida; Brassicales; Brassicaceae. The record is from RefSeq and is a predicted model, not a curated record. The transcript has 4 exons.
UUAAUAAUCCUAAUCUUCGUUUUGUUAUUAGAAUCUUUGAUUGAGAUCAAUGCGAAUCUUACGAAUGAUUUGAGAGAAAGAGCUAGGACUCUUGCUUAUGAUUGGAAACCGAAUAUAGGUAACAAACCAUCAGAAGCGUUAGGGUUUUUGCAUUUGGUUGCAGCUUUUGAAUUGGGGUCUUUGUUUAGUAUCGAGGAGCUUUGUGAUUACGUUUUCUUGAUCUCUAAGUAUAAACAAGCAACAACGAUCUGUAGGAAGAUUGGUUUAGGUAGAAAUCGAAUCGGACUUCUCGUCCAGAAGUUCUUGGAUACUGGGAGAUUACUUGUUGCUAUCAAAUUCAUUUAUGAGUUUGAGAUGACUGGUGAAUUUGAACCAGUUUCGAUUUUGAAAACUAGUUUGAAGAACUCUAGAGAAGCUGCUAAGAGAGUUUGCGCCGAAGGGAAUUACUCUCUCAAGGCACAGAACGAAGCUACUGAUAAAGAGCUCAGUGCUUUGAGAGCAGUGAUUAAAGUAGUGAAAGAGAAAAACAUUGAGUCUGAGUUUUCUGAAGAGAAACUCGAAGAAUGCGUUAAGGAGUUGGAGGAUCAGAAAGCUCAGAGGAAGCGUGCCACUAAGUUAAACUCACCUGCUAAUCCUCAACAACCACAACAGCAAAAGGUCGAUAAUAAGCGUCCUCGAGUUGCUAAUGGUUCAAGUAUGGAAUAUAGUUUGACAGUCCCACCUCUGAGUCAGCAACAACCUCUUUUGCCUAAUCCUAGCCAGAGUUUACAAGUGAACCCAUAUGGUCUCUUGAGCUCAAUUUUACCUGGUGUUGCUGUCCCAUAUGGCAACCCAUUGGCACUAUAUGGCUCGGUUCCAGCUCCAGCUCCUCGACCAGUCUUUUAUGAGCAGCAAACUGGUUAUGGUGGAUAUGGGAUGCCACCUCAAUACCAACUACCUUACUACCCUCAGUAAAUUUAUUAUACGAAUGCAAGCGCGAUAUUGAGAGGAUUUCUGGUCGAAGAUGUCUAUGGUCAAUGUGUUUUUGAUGUUCUGUAAUGAACAUCAAGUAAAUUUCGAAUUUGACAUAGAUAACACUCGUUAUAGUUGCUGUUAUUGUGAUAAUAUAAGGGCAAAUUGAUCCUUUUUUGCCUUGAUUGUACAGUUUUAUAACCUAACCUUAAUAUUUUGUUAAGUAGUUUAGUUUCCUUGUGGAGGAAUGGUCUUUAUGGUUUGAUCUUACAUUUGUUUUCCUUGAUUUGGUUGGUAAUCUGCCAAGAUUUAUUCCUCCCUUUUUUCUUAUAAUCACCAAGAUUCCUUUCUUAAUGUGUCUUGAUUUAGGACAGUAGAGUUUUUAUAGUAAAGAUGUUAAUGGCUUGAUUUGUUGUUGUGAAAAGAAAUCAACGUUUCUGAGUAUCUAAAUUGAUAUGGUCCAAAGGAUAUGCCUUUUACCAAAUUUUUUUCAACUAACACAGAAACAUAAUUAUUUUUCCACAGUAAAUAAAACAGAAUUUAAAACAAAAGGAUAUGCUUAUAGUUUAUUUUUUCUGAUAGAACAGAAAAUAGACGAAAAUUAAAAGUGUCGUCUCGUUUCAAUGGAGAAGGAACAUGUUCGAUGAGCAAUAAUAGAAAACACAGAACAUGUUCUUUGUUGGAACAGUUGUACCCACAUUGAUCGGAAUAAGCCAAUCAACGAGGUGCCUGAAUCCACGUAUACAGUAUCUAUCUCUAAAAGAUUUAUUUUCCUUAUAAAGAAAAUAUUUAAUAGUUAUGGGCCUGAAGAUUAUCGCCCCAUAUAUAUCUCACGCGUCGUCCUCGUCUUCUCCGUAUUACACUGAUUUAAUUCUCCUACCUAUCUCAACUUCCUACGUUUAUUCAUCAUUCAUGGGUUUGAAGGAGGAAUUCGAGGAGCACGCUGAGAAAGUGAAUACGCUCACCAAGUUGCCAUCGAACGAGGAUUUGCUCAUUCUCUACGGGCUCUACAAGCAAGCCAAGUUUGGGAAUGUGGACACCAGUCGUCCUGGAAUGUUCAGCAUGAAGGAGAGAGCCAAGUGGGAUGCUUGGAAGGCUGUUGAAGGGAAAUCAUCGGAAGAAGCCAUGAAUGACUAUAUCACUAAGGUCAAGCAACUCUUGGAAGAUGCUGCUUCCAGUGCUUGAACCUGAUGGAAUCAUAUGAUUGAUCAAUCCCUCCUCUGCAGUAACUUUAUCUUAAGCAAUCAAAUAACAUAGCAUAAGACUUGUUCUUGCUCUUGUGUUUCUAUCAUAUUAAAAUCUCUCUACUUUGUGACAUGGUUUGAUCUCUUAAAAGUGCUUGAUAUUGGUCUAAA